Closterium sp. Naga37s-1 is the source of this 996-nucleotide messenger RNA. The record is from the annotation of a GenBank genome assembly. NCBI's taxonomy places the organism in Eukaryota, Viridiplantae, Streptophyta, Zygnematophyceae, Desmidiales, Closteriaceae.
AUGGUGGAGUCUGCCAUAAUGACGGGGCUGCUGGAUUUCCCCUGGACAAGUCCAGCAUUAUCACAGCAUCACUCGGUUGUGCUUACUGAUGCCUCAGCAUCGUCGGUUGUUAAGCGCACCGCUGACCUGUUCACAGAGGCGGAGAUGGAUGCUCUUCAGCCUGCUGCUCAUGGCGCAAAGGAAGCGAUUCGGGACAUACUUGCUGCUGGUGCCGGUGACAAAUCGCAGCAGUCGGAGAACGCUGACAAGACCAAUGUCACCAGUGGAGUGGCUGGCGAGUCUCUGCAGAAGGGGAAAGAGGAGGCGGUUAACAAGUCUACUAAGCAUGACGACGAAGAGGAACACGAUGGUUACCUCAGCGAUGACCCGGAGGAGCGGUACGAUGCGCAGCAGGCGACGCUGCGCGCGCUUUUCAAUCUGUGGAGGAAGGACCUGAACAUGGAGAUUGAGGCGACAACAAAAUUUCAGGAGCUGACGGCGUUGUUUCUGAACAAGAAGCAGUAUUGCUGGCUGCAGGUUACCUUUGAGCGGGCAUGUGAUGCCAACUUCAUGUGGAAACACGAGAUCGUGCAUACCUACGUCGACGGGAAGCGCAUUAACUUGGACUGGCAACACCCGGUGGAUCCAGCUUACGUGAAGGCGCGUGCUGCAGACGCGCAGCUGGUUGAAGUUUUGUUUAAGGGGGUGGAUGCGGUGAUCACGCCAGAGAUGCUGUGUGAGAUGCUGGUGAAGGUGAAGCUGGAGAAGCGAGGACGUUCGGCUUUUAAGGAGGGUUGCUGCUUCCAUUGGGUGGUGAAUACAGUCAUAGGGAUGGACACAGACAAGAUUAAAGGCCUGGUGAAGCAGCAUGACGGUGACAAGUACCGUUGGCGUCACCUGAUCGAGGACCCGACCUCCCAUGAUAAGCAGCUGCUGGUGCAUUAUCCUUCUUUGAUCUGUGCUCAUUUUGAAGGAACCAGCUGUGGUGCUGACCCCAUGGGGAACCGCGAGGAGUAA